Hippocampus comes (tiger tail seahorse) is the source of this 1373-nucleotide messenger RNA. Its product is annotated as homeobox protein Hox-A3-like. The transcript has 3 exons. Gene Ontology annotation, biological process: regulation of transcription by RNA polymerase II; anterior/posterior pattern specification; embryonic skeletal system morphogenesis. The coding region runs from base 257 to 1027 and encodes 256 amino acids. Gene Ontology annotation, molecular function: RNA polymerase II cis-regulatory region sequence-specific DNA binding; DNA-binding transcription factor activity, RNA polymerase II-specific. Lineage: Eukaryota; Metazoa; Chordata; Actinopteri; Syngnathiformes; Syngnathidae. Gene Ontology annotation, cellular component: nucleus. The record is from RefSeq and is a predicted model, not a curated record.
GUCGAGCGUCUGCAAAUGUCCGGAAGUGUUCUCAUUCUUGUUUGUAUUAUCGCGAUUGUACAAAUAUCAUGUUGAAUGCAUAGCCAGGCAAAUUUUGAGCUGGGUUAUGAGGUCGGCGUUAAAUACGACGGCCAUCAGAUGAUUUUAAGAGCAGUCAAGAGGACCCUGCAGUGCAGGCUCUCUCCAAAGCUGCCAUGUGACAUUUUGGCUGCCGGAGCCGCGUCACAAGGUCAAAGGGCCUCGCUGUGUGUGUGUCAUGGAGAGCAGCCAGCAGCAAAGACAGACGCAUGAGGAGCAGCAGCAGCAGCAGCAGCAGAAGCAACAGAACUUCUCACUGUGUGCUGCGUUUAUGUGCAGCAAGCAGACAGUGGAUCGCAAGUUUUGUGCGAGCAAAAGCAUUUUCCCCUGGAUGAAAGAGUCCAGGCAGGCCAAGCGCAAACUCGACAGCAGGCUGACAGACCUUGCAAGCGUCACCAGCACCACCGACUCUCCCAGCUCCAGCACGCCGGCCUGCAAGCGCACUCGCACGGCGUACACCAGCGCGCAGCUGGUGGAGCUGGAGAAGGAGUUCCACUUCAGCCGCUACUUGUGCAGGCCGCGUCGGCUCGAGAUGGCCGGCCUGCUCAAUUUGCAGGAGCGGCAGAUCAAGAUCUGGUUCCAGAAUCGCCGGAUGAAGCAGAAGAAGGACGAGAGGCUCCAGCAGCAGCAGCAGCAGCAGCAGCCACACGGCCUUGCCUCUGCCUCCUCCUCCUCACCUGGCUCGUCCCCCUCCGCCCCGGGUAGCCCCACUCUGUCCAGCCUCGGCUACGUGCAUUUGGGCGGGGACUACCAACCGACCUCGCUCCGGCCCCAGUCCCAGCAGCAGUGGUCGGAUUAUCCCGCUCCGAGCACCGCGUUUGACGCGCGCCCCCGCACGCACAGCGCCGCGCAUGCGCAGAGUCUAGACGAGGAUUUUCAGUCAUCUUAUUUGUCGGCUUGCAGCCCUCCAGACAGAAUCAUGCACGCUCCUAAACUCACGCAUUUGUAAUAGUGCGUCCAUAUACGUGCAUGCACUUUUGUUAUUAUUGUAAAGGCAUUAGACAUUUCAUUCAUCUAAUGCAGAAGCGUAAAACUGAUGUUUUUUUUGUAACGUAGAAUUCCCCCUCAGAGGGCCGCAGCACUGACUCAUCGCAUCGUGAAGUUAACGAAGAUAAUUUAACGAUAAAAAAAGGACUCCUGCUUGAAUUUUUAAAAAUGGAAGAUAAUUUGCAGUUUGGCUACAAAUUCCAGCAGGAUGCAAGAGUGAACGCCUUCUACUGGUAUGUGAAAGAGUCACCAGUUCAGUUGUAUUUAACUUUUUGGUAAAAUACAUUUGUAUUCGUUUUUGGAUUUAU